ACUUUCCGCCUCCGCAUUGGUCCGCGUGCCUGUCAGUCUCCGCCGGGCCGCGCCGGCCCGCCUCCCUGGCUCACUACGCCGCCUGCCUGGCUACCUCGCCGGCUGUCUGCCGCCCCUGCCUGUCGGGACCUGAGCUAGCGCCAGCUCCGCGAAGCUCAGGGAAGAGGGGGGCGGACUCGGCCGCCGCUGAGCAUCGCCUGAGUGGGCGGCAGGGCCGCGGCCUCUCCGCCGGCAGCACCACCUGUCGCGGGCCGAGACUUCGGGUGCAAGGAAAGAUGUUGUCCCGGCUAAGAAUAGUCGCUACUCCCUAUACUCUAGCAUGUCGUCAUAUGCACAUAAAAGAAAAAGGCAAGACACUCAUGUUGAACCCAAGAACAAACAAGGGAAUGGCAUUUACAUUACAAGAACGACAAAUGCUUGGUCUUCAAGGACUUCUACCUCCCAAAAUAGAGACACAAGAUAUUCAAGCUUUACGAUUUCAUAGAAACUUAAAAAAAUUGAAUGGCCCUUUGGAAAAAUACAUCUAUAUAAUGGGAAUACAAGAAAGAAAUGAGAAGUUGUUUUAUAGAAUUCUGCAAGAUGAUAUUGAAAGUCUGAUGCCAAUUGUAUACACACCAACAGUGGGUCUUGCCUGCUCCCAAUAUGGACACAUCUUUAGGAGACCUAAGGGAUUAUUUAUUUCAAUCUCAGACAGAGGUCAUGUUAGAUCAAUUGUGGAUAACUGGCCAGAAAAUCAUGUUAAGGCUGUUGUGGUGACUGAUGGAGAGAGAAUUCUGGGUCUUGGAGAUCUGGGUGUCUAUGGAAUGGGAAUUCCAGUAGGAAAACUUUGUUUGUAUACAGCGUGUGCAGGAAUACGGCCUGAUAGAUGCCUGCCUGUGUGUAUUGAUGUAGGAACUGAUAAUCCAGCACUCUUAAAAGAUCCAUUUUACAUGGGCUUGUAUCAGAAAAGAGAUCGAUCGCAACGUUAUGAUGACCUGAUUGAUGAGUUUAUGAAAGCCAUUACUGACAGAUACGGACAGAACACACUUAUUCAGUUUGAAGACUUUGGAAAUCAUAAUGCAUUCAGGUUCUUGAGAAAAUAUCGAGAAAAGUAUUGUACCUUCAAUGAUGAUAUUCAAGGGACGGCUGCAGUAGCCCUAGCGGGUCUUCUCGCCGCACAGAAAGUUAUAGGUAAACCACUGUCAGAUCACAGAGUCCUAUUCCUUGGAGCAGGAGAGGCUGCUCUUGGAAUUGCAAAUCUCAUAGUUAUGGCUAUGGUUGAAAAUGGCCUCUCAGAAGAAGAGGCACAAAAGAAAAUUUGGAUGUUUGACAAGUUUGGUUUGUUAUUUAAGGGGCGGAAAGCUAAAAUAGACAGUCAUCAGGAACCAUUUGCUCACUCAGCCCCAGGGAAUAUACCUGAUACUUUUGAAGAUGCAGUAAAUAUUCUCAGGCCUUCAGCUAUAAUUGGAGUUGCAGGAGCUGGCCGACUUUUCACUCCUAGUGUAAUCAAAGCCAUGGCUGAAAUCAAUGAAAGGCCUGUAAUAUUUGCAUUAAGCAAUCCUACAGCAAUGGCUGAGUGCACGGCUGAAGAAGCAUAUACACUUACAGAGGGAAGGUGUUUGUUUGCCAGUGGCAGUCCUUUUGAGCCAGUGAAACUCAAUGAUGGGCAAGUCUUUACACCAGGCCAAGGCAACAAUGUGUAUAUUUUCCCAGGCGUGGCUUUAGCUGUUAUUCUCUGUAACACCCGGCAUAUCAGUGAUCAUGUUUUCCUAGAAGCUGCAAAGGCUCUGACAAAUCAGCUGACAGAUAAAGAGCUAGCUCAAGGGAGACUUUACCCACCACUUGCUAACAUUCAGGAAGUUUCUAUUAACAUUGCUAUUAAAGUCACAGAAUACCUGUACGCUAACAAAAUGGCCUUCCGAUACCCAGAACCUGAAGACAAGGCCAAAUACAUUAGAGAAAGAAUCUGGCGAAGUGAAUACGAUUCCCUGCUGCCAGAUGUCUAUGACUGGCCAGAAUCCCCACUAAGCCCUCCCUUGAUAACGGAAGAGAAGCACACCCACUGAAAAAUACUUUCAAUGCUUCAGGGAACACCCCUUAUUUUUUUUUUCCAGAGAAAAAGAGAUAAUCUCAAAUGUAUGAGUUUUUUCAUGUGUUUUAUUCUCCCCCACUGCUUUGCUUGACUUUUUAUUUUUUUUCCAUGAAUCUGUACUUCCUUAGAGGAUCAACAUGUUGGCUAUAAUUGUGAAUGCCCACCAGCACCCUGCAGUCAAAAUAACCAUGAUGCUUUUCUUCUGAUUCUAGCUCAUAGCACAUCAAAGAGAUGUCACAGAUGUAGUUGUAAAUGUCUUCACUUGUGCUAUUGUUCAUGCUUGCCAGAGUAUUUGCUAUUUACUAUUAACAGUAAUCAUCUUCUCUCCCCAGCUCUUUUAGGGCUACUAAGAAAUUUUACUUCUGUGGAUAUGAGUAUAGAGUUUUAAGAAGCCAAAUUUAACCAGAUUAUAAGGACAAACUGUCAGUGUCUAAAAGUUCUUUUAUUUCAGCCUUAUUUUAUCUUCAUGCUCUGAAAUUCCUUUCCAGCUGAUAAAUCUAGAGAAAUGUGAAAAAUCUACCCUGUUAUUUAUUUUCUGGACCUAAAUUGAGGCCCAACUAUAACAUCAGGAGAGAGAAAUGGGAAGUACCGCUGUCUUUAGAGAGAUAAACAAAAUAGUCAUUGUUUCAACAGUGUAUAAAAAUCAUAGUGUAACUUUUUUAUUUAAUAAAGGUAUUAUCUUAAAUUUAA
Molecule: messenger RNA, 2761 nt
Organism: Mustela lutreola (European mink)
Lineage: Eukaryota; Metazoa; Chordata; Mammalia; Carnivora; Mustelidae
Gene: ME2
Product: malic enzyme 2
Exons: 16
Coding region: 276-2045 (589 amino acids)
Biological process (GO): pyruvate metabolic process; malate metabolic process
Cellular component (GO): mitochondrion
Molecular function (GO): malate dehydrogenase (decarboxylating) (NADP+) activity; malate dehydrogenase (decarboxylating) (NAD+) activity; NAD binding
Source: RefSeq, a predicted model, not a curated record